This is a messenger RNA of Onychomys torridus (southern grasshopper mouse), 481 nucleotides long. RefSeq names its product C-X-C motif chemokine ligand 9 (gene Cxcl9). Gene Ontology annotation, biological process: chemokine-mediated signaling pathway; inflammatory response; antimicrobial humoral immune response mediated by antimicrobial peptide. The record is from RefSeq and is a predicted model, not a curated record. The coding region runs from base 1 to 432 and encodes 143 amino acids. Gene Ontology annotation, cellular component: extracellular region. Lineage: Eukaryota; Metazoa; Chordata; Mammalia; Rodentia; Cricetidae. Gene Ontology annotation, molecular function: CXCR chemokine receptor binding; chemokine activity. The transcript has 4 exons.
AUGAAGUCAACUGUCCUUUUCCUUUUGGGCAUCAUCUUCCUAGAUCAGUGUGGAGUUCAAGGAACCCUCGUAAUAAGAAAUCAACGUUGCUCCUGCAUCAACACCCGGCGAGGCGUGAUCCACCACAGAUCCUUAAUAGACCUCAAACAAUUUGCCCCAAGCCCUAAUUGCAACAAAACUGAAAUCAUUGCUACACUGAGGAACGGGAUUCAAACCUGUCUGAACCCAGAUUCAGCAAACGUGAAGAAGCUGAUGAAAGAGUGGGAGAAGCAGGUCAGCCAAAAGAAAAAGCAAAAGAUGGGGAAGAAAAAGCAAAAGACAGGGAAGAAAACCCAGAAGAACAAGAAACCCAGAAAAGCUAAAAAAACUCCAAGGCCCUCGCUCAAAGAAGACUCCGUAAGAGACCACUUUACAACAAGCGCUCUGCGUUGAAAUGGUUUUUAGAUCAUACUGAAAUGCCUUUGGUGGGGAGUGGGCAUUA